This is a messenger RNA of Magallana angulata, 6500 nucleotides long. RefSeq lists its product as uncharacterized. The coding region runs from base 499 to 4995 and encodes 1498 amino acids. Gene Ontology annotation, molecular function: SMAD binding. The transcript is spliced from 4 exons. Lineage: Eukaryota; Metazoa; Mollusca; Bivalvia; Ostreida; Ostreidae. The record is from RefSeq and is a predicted model, not a curated record.
GCCCCAGUGAAUGGGCUGAACAUUGUAUCUAGUCAUUAUCAGUUCAGCCAUUCACAUAUACUGGGUUCAUCCUCUCAUCUAGUGCUUUUGGCAUGUUGGAUUUCAUAUGUACGUUGAAAGGAUUUAAAAAAAUAAAUAUGCUAAGCAGUCGGUAAUAAGCUAGAACAGGAAGAUCCAAGCCAUGAUAUAAUUUAAAAAUCCAAACAAGCAAUUAGUAGACAUCAGUUUCAAUGAGCCAACACAAAUUAAAACGUGACCCUCACACGUGAAGUUAGACAAAUAGCUUAGCAUUGGUAAAUGACCUGUAAAGAAGUUGCCCAACUUGGUUUAUUAGCGCUGACUGGUUGAACAAGGCAUUCAUUAGACGAUCACGUUCCAAAGCUACAGAAUUGAGAGAGGAAAUGGCCGAUCAAUGUGUGCCAGAGAGUAUAUAAUGGCAGGGGGAUGAAUUAAUAAUUAUGUGAGGGAAAUGAUUUAAACUGGAUACCAUGACUGGUGAUGAUGCCUGGUCACUCCACCUCUACCAGGAUCUUCAAUCCACUGGACAUCCUUGCCAACGCAGCCAGCCUCAUCCCCAAAACAAUGACCCCCCAGCAAGACACCGCUCCCUCUGAUCCACCCCCCACCAACGACAAUGUCUCAACCACUGAGGACUUGGAGAAGAUGUUUGACGAACACAAUUAUGGCAAUGCAAAAAAAGUAGUUGUUAAUAAAAUCAGUCACUCAAGUUUCUCGUCUGAUUUCGUGCCUCAAGGAAAAGACGGAGUCAAGUUAAAAGACACCAAUAGGAGAGUGAUUGUGACAGUUGUUAACAGGUCGGGAGACCAACGAGUGGUAAAGACUUUCAGUAGUGUAAAAUCUGUCAAAAACAUCCUCAAGACCGAUGUCUGUGUAGACAAGCAGAGUGAAGAGGAAGGAGAAAAACAAGAGAACUCGGAUGCUGCAAAGACACCAGAACCCGUUACCAUCUUUUCGUCUGAGAAGUGUAAACAGAACAAGGAGCCUACAACAGAUGUUAUAUCCCAGGAAAACGGAGCCUCACCAGUCAGUGUGAAUUCAAAAUCAAUAGACCUUCAUCAAGCAGUGCAAAAUACCUGCGAAAAUGAGACUGAACCCAAUACGUCAAUAGCAGAGAAGACGGGGAGCAACUCUAGUCAUCCACUGAACAAAGAACAGGUGAAUUCAGCACAGGUGACCCGUGUGAAUACAAAUAGCCCGGAGGAACAUCAAGGUGAGAGCAGCAGUGUUACCUGUCCAUCAAGUCAUCAAAGUGUGGAAGAAAGUUCAACAUGUAAACAGUCCCAGGAAACAGACGAUCAUAGCCCCAGCCAAGAUGAUAUCAGUGAGACUCGGCCCUUAAUAACAAAAGAUGGAAAUUCGGAUCAGAACAAAGAAAACGACUGCACAGGAGUUGUGGCCAAUUCACUGGAAUUGAGUAAUUUGAAAAUGACCAUUUCAUCACCAGGGCCUUGCAUUGAAGGUAGUUCUGUGGGGGAAACCGACAAUUGUGCAAUACAUAGUGACAAUAGACCUAGCGAUAUAACUGAUAGUGAAAACAGGCUUCAUAGUGAAUUGUCAGGGAAGAAGGAAUUCAUUGGAUCACCUGAAGGCUGUUGUUUUAAAUUGUGUGAAGAUGUGAGUGACUCAGAAAGCUGGCGAUAUGAGGGAAAUAGGGGCGAUAUACGACUCAGUUUGGAUUUAGAUUCUCCCAAGAGUGAAAGGACAGAGAAUCCUUCACCUGCAUCAGAAAUGGGGAGAACAAAAACAAUAGACACAUCUUUGGAUUCAGUGUCAAGUCCAAACACAGAUGAAGACAAUUCCGAGUCCACAGAAGGUCCAAAGUGUUCUAGUGCUGCCUUGAUAAGUAACAUUGACCAUUGUUAUGCUGGGCCCACCUUUAUCCCACAGCCAGAAGAAAGAAAUGAAGAAAACACAGUUAGUUCUCCACCAGAGGAUGGUCCCAAAAAUGGGAUAAAUCUAAAAGACCUUCUCCGCAAUCACAAAAACACCAUAAAUGGCCCUGUGGACAAAGGACUCCCAAGUGACAUCAAUCAAACGAGUGAUUCUAUUGUGUCCACCAUGGUUUCUGAACCUCAGGUGGCAAAAACUGUUCAAACCACUGCCCCAAAAGAAGUGUCCCCCAAAUUUGGGAAGUACCGUAUUGGAACUUUUGCAUCUGUGAGCAACACUGCCAUGGGUUUGGAAUCUCCAACAAAAAAGAGGGGUCCAGUCAAGGCCACUUCUCUUCUUACUAACACAGUGUACACAAACAAUGUUCCCUUAGUAGUCACCCAGGGAGCUAGAACCUCCCAGUUCUCGGACUUGACACUUCAACAAGUCUUGGAAAGGAAGUGGGUCAGUGUUACGGACCAUGAUCAUGACUAUUGUCUCCCAAAGUUACAGGGUCCAAUCCCCUCCACUAAGAUCAAGAAGGCAGAGGACAAAAGAGUGAAGAAAGUUGUGCAGACAGACAGUACAGACACAGAAUCUAACGACGAGUUCAUUCAAGAUGAGGACAGUCUGCCAAGCUCUCCUCUACCCGCCCCUACCACUCGACAGAGGAGUGCAAAAUCAGAGAAAGUGGCCGAUUACAUCAAGGGAGGAACAUCAGAUUCAAAACUAAAAAUAACAGGCAAAUACCAGGAUGAUUAUAUUUACUUUCUUAACACGAAAUUGAGAAGCCGACGAAGAACCACAAGUGUGGAUGAAAAAUCUGUACCACUCAAUAAGAUUAUGGUCCCUCUACCCAAGCCUGGGGAUAUUGUGGUUCCCCAUUUAACAGAUGCAGAUUUAGAGUUGAUUAAAUCUGGAAAUAGUGAUAAAAUACCACAGCAAAUGUGUUCUAAUACUGACAAUCUUCAAGCCCUAAAAUCCACAGUGCCACCCCAAGCAACAGGGACAAACUCAAGCAUCUCUGAUGAAGAGAGCAAACUCAUUAACACUAUUCUCAGCAUGGAAACUGGGGAUCAGAACCCACCAGUUCCCGUAAAUGAGAUCCCUAACUUUGGGGAGCCCCCAGCCCUGUUUGGAGGAACCAAUGACGACAUUCUAAAUCUGACCCCAGAGCAGAUGGAGAUACUAUAUAAUGCCAUGGAUGAGGUGCAGAGUGAGUCUCCAGACAUCUCUAGCGCUGACAACAAAUUCAACUUGGAGGUUCCGACCUCCUCGACUUCAACCAGCAACUUUCCUGUGGGAGCGAGCGAAGUUCCUGGCCAGCAGAUGCUUCCGACCUCUAGUGUUGCUGGAACAGUGGCUACUCCAACUGCCACCACCAGCAGUACAUGUACCGCAGUGACCACAGAAAACACCUUCUCGGAGCUGUCCACCAUCCCAGCCGAGAAAUCCUCUCUAGACUUGUUCGGGUCCGAGUUGAAACUUUUCCCAGAGCCCCCUGUAGAAAACAGUCCAGCAGUGCUACAAAAGCCAGCACAGCCGACAACUGUCGGAUCAGCGGAUACAUCCGCUCCCUGGAUUGUCACCGUCAGCAUGUACUGGAACGACUUACCGGCCAUCAUGAUUGACAAUGCCCCUUUUGUGAGACUUGUGGACAUUCAUAAACAAAUACUGCCAGCUAAAGACACGGGCAUACUGAAAAAACGAUGCCAGUUGUUGGGAAUUGAAGUGUUGAACUGUACUGAGAUGCAGCGUUAUUUUUUGGUUCAGUAUGGCAAGGCUUUUAACUCAAAGAGCACCCUGAUCAUCAGUAAAGAUGAUGCCAAGUCAUUGAUAGGUUAUUAUGUGAAUCCAGGAUCCCAUCCCCCCAGGGUGAGGUGUCGUACCAUGGGAGAAAAAACCAGGGUUCCUGUACAAAACAAUAGCAGCAAGAAAAAUCUUUCAAAGGCAGCAGUAAUAGAGUUUAAGGAGGAAGUGAGAGAAAUAAACCCAUUACCGGCCAUUCCCCCUCCCCGCGUCGUACCUCAGCAACCGCAAUCAAGGACUCGGCACAAGAAAAUCAAUUUCCUUGAAAUGCUGAAGGGAGAUACUAACAACAACACGACGGAGGAGAGUGAGGUGGAGGUUAAGGAGGAGAGCAAGCCCGAAAAGACAAAGCGGGGGGCAUCCAAACACAGAAUGGACGGGGAGAGUAAAAGUUCGGCCGAGAAGAAACAGAGAGUAGAACAAAACGAAAGUGAGGGGCACAUUGUCAAUUCUAACUCAGAGGAAUCAGGAAAAAAUAAAAGUGAUCAUAAUAAACUGAACAACACAUCUUUACAACCUAAGAAACUGAAGUUUGAGAAAAGUAAGAAAUAUCCUGGUCCGUUGAAAGUAAAGUGGACUGUUUUCAAUAGUAACAACAAGCAGCAACAGACUGAAAGUGAAGAGCAGGAUUUAAAUGGCAAAGAAAAUAUUCUUUCUGUUGUCCACAAGGACAUGACUCUGAAAAAUGGUCAGAGAGGAAGGAUGCAGGCGGGUAAUGUGUUCUUGGAUUUGUACAAGGGUCCCCUGGCCCCUUGUAUUCGAUGUUGCACGUGUGAAAAAUUGUUUUCUAUCGAUAAUUUCUUGAAACAUUUGCAUGAUGUAAAUGGAUCUAACAAACUUCUCGUCGUGAGACAGCCCCAGACAUUUGCUCUGAGAGAUUUGAGUCCAUCAGUGUACCAGAAGAAACUUUGGGAGCAUUUCUUUAAGAAGAGAAAAGCAUUUAAUGAGGAACUUAAACAGAAACGAGUAGAGACCAAGGACAAAACAACUUCUUUGAGGAAUGAAAGCCAGGGUGUUUCAAGGAAUGCAGAUGUGAGAAUUAGUGGCCGUAAGCGUAGACCAAAACAACUGCACCCAAUAGAAAACUAUCGUUAUAAUUUACCGAAGGGGGUCUCGAAUGCCACUGAUAAAGUGGACUCUCUGGAUGCACCCUCUCCAAGCAAGAUGAGGAGAACCAUGGACACAUCGACCAUGUGUGGAGACAGCAGUGUAGAUGGAGCUGAGAGUGUGGUGACCUUGACGAAUGGCCCGGAGGUCACAAGUUUCACAGCUCUAGAAGGGGCAUUUGAUGUGUAGACAUUGGGAGUUCGAAGGCUUGAGGGAAGGUUGAAUGGGAGAUAACUUUUAGAUUAUACAAAGCAUGUUAAUGUCUUGUACAUGGAGAUGUAAAAUUUUUAUUUGUCUUUCAUUGUUUGUUAUAUUAAGUAAUUUCAGGGACAAUAACCUAGCACUGUUUUGCUAUUAUUGUUCAUGUUUUGCAUUACUACCAGAUUUCUUGAUCGUUAUCAGACUGAAUUAUUUUUUAUCAACUUCAUGCAUGAGAGGAUACUUUUUUUGGGGCAUGUUUAAAUUUUUUUUUUCUAGUUCUUUGUUAAUCAUGAUUUCAAUCUGUCUUGUUUCUGUGCCGAAGUAACUAGGCUAUCCAGUUCACUUGCUGGCAUGCUUCAUGUUACAUGGGAAAUGCUGGUAGGGAAUGAGACUUAGUGGAAGUUCUGUGUUGCAGAAGAACUGAAGCAAGACCUUUACAGUGUAAGAGAUACCAGGAUCAAUACAUGAAACCUUAUGCUUGGCUGAAGUUCCAUUGUAGGAGUUUGAUAACUUAAUACUGUACAAGUUCAAUGAUAUUUUACUCAUUACACCUAUCGAGUUUGGUUUGGGGCUCAUUUCUAUGUAGUUUAACACGUAAUAGAUUGCUUAAUAGCCGUUCAAAUAUUUUUUCUUGCCAUUAAAAUUAGCAGAUACAGAUUAGAAAUGUGAGAGAACGCACCAAAAUGCUAUUAUUUUGCAGCAUACUUUGCACCAUUAACAUCAGUUAUAGAAAGGCAUUUUAUUUGUAGUAGUGGGUGUCAGUAUCAGUUUUAUUGUAAUGUUCUGUCACUAUCUGGAUCUGUUCAAGUCAUAUAGUGCAACUCUCACUUUAAUACCAGAAAGUUAUAAUACAUUUUAUACCUGUAUAUGUAUAAUUUGAUACAAUAAGUACACUUAAUAUUGAAAAAAGGAUCUUCAUGUACAAAUAAAUUUACACAGUAAUCAGGUAUCCUGUUUAAAAGGAGUUUCCACUCGUAGCUUUAGAUUUCAGUGCUGUUGUGUUUAAAGUAUUGGAAUUGUACUAGUUUUAACUGUUCUUCUGCAUUUAACUUUUCCUCCUUUAAUGAGUUGUGUUAUGAAUUAACCCAUACAUGAAUUACCCAGAUUCUGCAAAGAUUUGCUUAGUUAAAUUGCCUCUCUUUGAAUUGGACCCAUUUCUGUAAACUUACUGCAAAAAUGUGAUUUGAAUUCUUUCAUUUCAUUUUGAUUUGAAUGCUACUACAUGUACACAGAAAAAUCAAUGGAACCUCAAUGUAACAAUUAUGUGAGUUAAGUGACCAACCUAAACACCUCAUCAUUUACGUAACAAGAAAAUCCAGCGCAUUGAUUGUAAAUAAGGAUGUAUUUUUAUCUACAUUUACCUGUGCACACCUGUAUAUAUGUAUUGUCUACAUUGCUGUUACCAUGGUUAUUUACCUUAUAGUGCUGUUUGCUAUCAUGAUUGAUGUCCAAUGUUCAAAGAAAAAAACUUUAUAAAAUUGUGAAAACCUCAA